Messenger RNA from Letharia columbiana, 1374 nucleotides. RefSeq lists its product as uncharacterized. The record is from RefSeq and is a predicted model, not a curated record. Gene Ontology annotation, molecular function: metal ion binding; protein binding. The transcript is spliced from 2 exons. NCBI's taxonomy places the organism in Eukaryota, Fungi, Ascomycota, Lecanoromycetes, Lecanorales, Parmeliaceae. Bases 1 to 1374 code for a protein of 457 amino acids.
AUGGAUGACAAGGUCGUCAUCGAUUGCAUCUGCCCCUCGGUGCUGACGAUUACCAUCAGUGGCGCCGCUCACAGUGUCACUAUCGCUACGGAUGCGAUCAGGAUCAGUGGUCCGGGUGGGGGAGUUGGUUACAAUUUGGACUCACUUCCACUCAUCUAUGAUGCUGCUACCUUGGGCGGAAAACUAAACAUCUGUGACGACGAUGGAAAACUGGUGUAUUGUUGGCGGUCAUCGAUAACGCCGCAAUCGAUGCCCUCAGCUUCCAUUCAAGCAAGAGCCGAUAGCUCUUCGUCCUCUUCAUUGGGACCAGCCCCACGGACAGAGAUGACCCAACCGGACUCCAGUCUUGUUUCUGCCCUAGCUAUCCAGCCAAGGAAACGUCGCAGUACCUCUGUCCGUACAGAUGAUACGAGUUGCAUGUCCACUGCACCAUCUGCAGCAACGCUGAGUCCCAGCGGCAACUUCGGCUCUGACAGGUCGGAUGCGCAACACAGUAUCUAUGAUGACACAAUAGAAGAGGCCCGUCAAAAAUCCGAGGGUCCUGUGAAUGAGGAACUCGUUGUUAGAUUUGGCAGGCAUCUUCAAGAGUUGAAGCGAAAGCAUAAAUGGGCCAAAUUGCGGGAGUAUACCCUCUGUCAGCAAUGCGGAGAUGCACCCAAUGAGCCAGUGGUUACUAAUUGCCUUCAUGUGUUUUGCAGUGAAUGCUUGACGCGUUUGCACUUUAAGCUAGCGGAACAAGAUAUGGACGGGGUAGCUUGCCCGAAAUGCGACGAGACCAUCACAGAGACACAACCUUGCAAAGGUCUGAAAGAGCUCCGGCAGGAUGCUUUACGGGAGGCUGGCCACCACGUCGGUAGGAAGGAUGAUCGAAAGAUUGGGAAAGGCUACAUUGACCUUGAGGACGAAGACACAGAUCCACCAGCCUCAAGAUUCACGGUCGCCCAGAAGGAGUUUCUCGUCAAGUCGAUCAACAGCUUAAUGAGGCACAGAUAUGGCGAAUGCUUUCGAAACUCUCUCAGUCCCACCUCGGAAUUGAUGGAUCUCAGUACGAUGAGGAGCAAAAUUCAGGAUGGUCUUUAUUCUUCCAUUGAGGCCCUCAGAGCAGAUUUUGAUCGAAUGGAGCAAACGUAUCCACCUGGGGACGCUUACCACCACAGACGUACCGAGCAGGCUCGAAGCCUUCGGACUGUUUUUGAGACAUGCAUGGGCGAAUACCCUGGAAAUUGUGAGGACUUGGCCCCUCGAAAGAAAGCGAAGGCGAGGAAGCCUAAGGCCCCAUCUGCUGGAACCACUGCGCGGGCAGAGGCGUCUUCCCGGUCGCGAGCAGCGAAGACUGCGAUGCAGGGUAAAAGAUAUCCCAGAGACCACUGGUGA